This is a messenger RNA of Puntigrus tetrazona (Sumatra barb), 2234 nucleotides long. Its product is annotated as E3 ubiquitin-protein ligase TRIM39-like. Lineage: Eukaryota; Metazoa; Chordata; Actinopteri; Cypriniformes; Cyprinidae. The record is from RefSeq and is a predicted model, not a curated record. Gene Ontology annotation, molecular function: protein binding.
AUGAGAUUAUCUAAUCACCUGGAGGCUGUCACAGGACAGAGACAUGGAAGGCCUCCUGGCUGGAUCAGGGAGUUCUGGAGUCCAUUUCGGAUCUGGGUACUUGGGAAGCCAUUUCGGGGCAGCCUUCAAGACUGUGAUGUCAGUCCCCACCUCUACGGCUGGAGUCCUACUUAUAUUUUGACUUCACAGACACAGUCUUUACAGAUUGGACAAUGCAACUCCCCUGGGAGUGGACCCUAUGGUACAGACCUAGAAGAAGCUUCAGCUGUCUUCAUCUCUGCUUCCGGGAGUUUUGAUGAGAGUGCACUGAGACAAUGUUCGUUUACUGUUAGUAGCCCAGUUCUGGCCGCUCAUACCUUCUGGUCUUCCAGCCGAGGUGGUAGAGACCUUGCACCAACCAAGAUCUCCCUCAACAAGGUAAGUGUAUGCCCUGAAGAGGAAGUUAUUCACCUCAUGGUGCAGAGUUUAAAAAGUAGGAUCAAUCGUAACACAGAUUCUUCUAAUAAUGUCUUGACUGUCCUGGUUGAGCAGAGAAACACAGAGCAGGAGAAAGCAGCCCGUGUCGAGCUCUUCACUGAUCUGAUCCGCUCCAUUGAGAGACUUCAGACCGAACUACUGGAGAUGAUAGAGGAGCAGCAGAAAGCAGCAGAGAAACAAGAGCGAGAUCUGAUUGAAGAGCUGGAACAGGAGAUCUCUGAGCUAAAGAUGAGAAACAUUGAGCUGGAGCAGCUCUCACACACUAAAGAUCACCUCCACCUCCUACAGAUCUACUCAUUCCUGAGCAUUUCCAGAAACACCAGGAACUAUCCUGAGAUCAGUGUGAAGACUCAUGAGAGUCUGGAGACUCUGAGGAGAGCUCUGACUCAACUGAAGAACACUAUAGACGAGAAACUCUCACAAACUGUCUCUUCAGAGCUGAAGUGGAUGCAGCAGUAUGCAGUGGAUGUGACUCUGGAUCCUGAUACAGCUCAUCCUGAUCUCAUUCUGUCUGAUGAUGGAAAACAAGUGAGAGAUGGAGACUUUACACAGAAACUCCCAGACAAACCUGAGAGAUUUGAUAUAUGUGUAAAUGUCCUGGGAAAGGAGGGAUUCUCCUCGGGGAGAUUUGAAGUGCAGGUAAAAGAAAAGACUGAAUGGAUUUUAGGAGUGGCCAGAGAAUCCAUUCACAGGAAGGGACAGAUCAAACUGAGUCCCAGAGAUGGAUACUGGACUUUGAUUCUGAGGAAUGGAGAUGAAUAUAAAGCCUGUGAGGAUUGUCGUGUCUCUCUGUCUCUGAGAGUGAAGCCACAGCGGGUUGGUGUGUUUGUGGAUUAUGACGAGGGUCUGGUCUCCUUUUAUGAUGAGUCCAGCUCUCAUAUCUACUCUUUCACCGAUCAGUCUUUCACUGAAAAACUCUAUCCAUUAUUUAGCCCAUCCUUAAACUAUGGAGGUAAAAACUCAAAUCCACUGAUCAUCACACCUGUCAGUUAUAAUAAAUGAAUUUCUCUUGAUAUGAAAUACAAGAUUAUAGUUAUGAUUUUUAUAAAUUGUUAUGUGCUGCUCUUUUUUUUUCAAUUUUUGAAAAUGCAAUAAUUUGAUAUUUUAAUAUAUAAUAUGCACAUUAUUAAUGUAAUGAUGCAAAUGUUUAUUAUAUUUUUCAUAAAACAUUAUAUUUUUCAUAAAACAUGCCAUUUUAUUCCUCCAUCUCAAUGUGACAAAGUGAAAUUUCCUGUAAAAACAGUAAUACCCUGUCAAAAAGCUGAAAAAAGACGAAGUAGAUGAACACCCCAAAGCUUGACAGUCAUUUUACCUCUUCAUUGGUCAACAUUUCAUUCCACAUUUUUGAAGCUGCUUUACGUCUGAUGAUUGUGUUAGAUUACACGUGGAAGCAUCUAUUGAGAUUAUCUAAGAUUAUCUAUCUAAGAUUCUUCUUCACUUGGUUAUUUUUUUAUUUAUUUUAAUUCUUAUUUAUUUUAAAAAACCCUCUAACGUAAAACAGAUUCUAGGAGCACAGUAUAACUUCUAUAUACUUAGACUUAUAAAUAGAUUAAUUGUUUAUUACUGAUUUCAUUAGUUUUAUAGUCACAGAUUAUACUAAAUGUAGUGGAAAUGUAAAUAAAUGAUACAAAAAAAGUAUGCUAAACAAAUAUUAAUCCAUUAAGAGUUAUAUACUGAGCACUGAAAUAUCACUAAAAUCUCUCGAAUAAUUCCAGUCUCUGUUGUUCAGUCGUAUGUUAGUUUGAAUUAUAACCUGA